Kogia breviceps (pygmy sperm whale) is the source of this 2387-nucleotide messenger RNA. RefSeq names its product Krueppel-like factor 10. Gene Ontology annotation, molecular function: RNA polymerase II cis-regulatory region sequence-specific DNA binding; DNA-binding transcription factor activity, RNA polymerase II-specific. Gene Ontology annotation, biological process: regulation of transcription by RNA polymerase II. The record is from RefSeq and is a predicted model, not a curated record. NCBI's taxonomy places the organism in Eukaryota, Metazoa, Chordata, Mammalia, Artiodactyla, Physeteridae.
GGGGGCAGACGGCGCGGAGCGCGGCGGUGGCGGGAGUGGCGUCGAGUGUCUCCGGGCGCCCGUCUGUGGCCAGGCAGCCAAAAAGCCUAACAGCCAGUCAGCUCGCCGCCGGCGGCCAGGCAGCCAACCAUGCUCAACUUCGGCGCUUCUCUCCAGCAGGCUGCAGAGGAAAGAAUGGAAAUGAUUUCUGAAAGAUCAAAAGAGAGUGUGUAUUCCUGGAACAAAACUGCAGAGAAAAGUGACUUUGAAGCCGUAGAAGCACUUAUGUCAAUGAGCUGCAGUUGGAAAUCUGAUUUUAAGAAAUACAUUGAAAGCAGACCCGUUACUCCAGUGUCUGAUAUGUCAGAGGAAGAGAAUCUGCUUCCUGGUACACCUGAUUUUCAUACAGUCCCAGCAUUUUGUUUGACUCCACCUUACAGCCCCUCUGACUUUGAACCCUCUCAAGUGUCAAACCUGAUGGCACCAGCGCCAUCUACUGGACACUUCAAAUCAUUGUCAGAUACUGCCAAGCCUCACAUUGCUGCUGCACCUUUCAAAGAGGAGAAGAGCCCAGUACCUGCCCCCAGACUCCCCAAGGCUCAGGCAACAAGUGUGAUUCGUCAUACAGCUAAUGCCCAGCUGUGUAACCACCGAUCUUGCCCAGUGAAAGCAGCCAGCAUCCUUAACUAUCAGGACAAUUCCUUUCGAAGAAGAACCCACCUAAAUGCUGAGGCUGCAAGAAAAAACAUACCUUGUGCAGCUGUGUCACCAAACAGAUCCAAACGUGAGAGAGACACAGUGGCAGAUGUUGAAGAGAAAGCAAGUGCUGCACUUUAUGACUUUUCUGUGCCUUCCUCAGAGACAGUAAUCUGUAGAUCUCAGCCGGUCCCCAUGUCCCCACAACAAAAGUCAGUCUUAGUCUCUCCACCUGCAGUGUCAACAGGGGGAGUGCCACCUAUGCCCGUCAUCUGCCAAAUGGUUCCCCUCCCUGCAAACAACCCAGUUGUGACAACAGUCGUCCCCAGCACUCCACCCAGUCAGCCGCCAGCCGUCUGCCCACCUGUUGUAUUCAUGGGCACUCAGGUGCCCAAAGGCGCCGUCAUGUUUGUUGUACCCCAGCCCGUUGUUCAGAACCCAAAGCCUCCAGUGGUGAGCCCAAAUGGCACCAGACUCUCUCCCAUUGCCCCUGCUCCAGGGUUUUCUCCUUCAGCAGCAAAAGUCACUCCUCAGAUUGACUCAUCAAGGAUAAGAAGUCACAUCUGUAGCCAUCCAGGAUGUGGCAAGACGUACUUUAAAAGUUCUCAUCUGAAGGCCCACAUGAGAACACAUACAGGAGAAAAACCUUUUAGCUGUAGCUGGAAAGGUUGUGAAAGGAGGUUUGCCCGUUCAGAUGAACUGUCCAGACACCGACGAACCCACACAGGUGAGAAGAAAUUCGCCUGUCCCAUGUGUGACCGGCGGUUCAUGAGGAGCGACCAUUUGACCAAACAUGCCCGGCGCCAUCUGUCAGCCAAGAAGCUACCAAACUGGCAGAUGGAAGUGAGCAAGUUAAAUGACAUUACCCUACCUCCAACCCCUGCUCCCACACAGUGACCGAGGGAUGGCGAAGAAUCAGACUAACUUUGGUCACAGCCAGAAGCCAGUGGUGAUAUAAAAAUGCUUCCACUGCAAGUCUGUGGCCCUCCAGUGUGGGCUGCAAGCAGAAGCCCCACGGCCUGGGGAGAAGGCCCAGCCUGGGUUAGAUGGUAAGAAGUGCUACAGCCACAGGCAGCUCAAAGAGUGGCAGGACUCAUUUCUUACCACGUAAGAGAGAUGAGAAAGUUUUUAUUCCUUUCAAUAUUUUUUGAAGGUUUCAGGUGAGGUCAGCCCAACCACAGGUAGCACAGAUUUUGAAUUUGUGUGCACAAUUUGUUACUUUCACCAUUUAUACUUGAGACCAACUUUUCAAUGUGAUUCUUUAAAAGCACUGGUUUCAAGAGUGUAGAGACUGGAAGUAAACGUUACGGUACAGAGAUGGAUAUGUAAAAUUGAUUUGUAUUAUCGCGAAUAUUAUCCUUUCCUAGAGUUAUCUUGUUUACUAUUCUUAGUCUUUCCAUUCAAUUUCGUGGACAUAGUUGUUAAAUAUAUCUAGAACUAGCAUUUUUACACUAGUUGCUGAUGUUUGGAAUUGAGCAACUGUAUAUUGCUGAAGAGGUCCCAAAGAAUUGGAAUCCUCAUUAAUUUAAUUGUUUUGAAGUAUAGCUUCAGGUUUUUUUUUUUUGCAUUUUUGUUUUAAAAGUUUAACAAAUGACUAUAACUAGGCAUUUUAUUAUGCUUUGAACCUUAGUUGGCUGCAGUUCCCUGUGUAGAUUUGAAAAUUGUAUACCAAUGUGUUUUCCCUAGUCUCUAAAAUACACUGCACUUUGUUU